AUGACACAAUUUCAAACGUUUCUCAGCGCUUCACUUUACUUUCUUUCUUUCAUUGGCCUCAUCUACGCGAUAAAGAUUCACUCGGAUGGAAUCGAUUUAGAGGAUAUUGACUUGAAAAAGUUGGAAUCGAUUUCACGGAUUGCUUCACAGAUCGAUAUGGUAACGAUUCCGAUGUCUCCACCUAGAUUGGCAACACCAUUCCCAACUCUGCAACGAGUGAUGAGAAAAUAUUGGCAACCAAAGGCAUUGAGUAAUGAAGGAGUGGAUGAUGGAGAUUAUGGAGAACGACGAGAUUCGAGUUUUGAAAUUCGUCAGAAAUCUGUCUCAUUGUUCCGACAAAUCACUUCUCCAUCAAUCACAAAAAUCCCAAUCAUUUUGAUGACACAAAAUCGCCCAUUACAAGUCACCACAGACAUCCCAUUUCAAACGACUACUCGACAAUUUUUGAGAAUAAAGUCAGUGAUCCCGAUCAUGCAAACCUACUCGGAUGAGAAACCCGUCGACAUCAAAGUUCUACCGUCAGCACUUGGACAGUUCAUCCCGCUGGCACCGAUCGCUCACGAGGCUCCCAGCCGACUUCAAGGGACCCCGGUGCUGAGAACGGUCUUGCGCGCACACCUCGUCCGCGGCUCAUCAGGGAAAAGCGAUCAAGUCGAAUACGUGCCGUAUCGAUAUGUGGCUUUAUCGCAAAGCAUCUCUCCUCCCGUCACCCGUCAACCGCCACUCGGUCCCCCGUCGAUUCUCGACCAG
Messenger RNA from Mesorhabditis belari, 750 nucleotides. The record is from the annotation of a GenBank genome assembly. Lineage: Eukaryota; Metazoa; Nematoda; Chromadorea; Rhabditida; Rhabditidae.